AACUAAAACAAAUGUUCAUUGUCUAAACUUAACUAGAUAUAAAUGUAUAACUUGGCGUAGACUACAAUGUUUUCCAAAAUAUUCAUAUAAUAAAAAACAAAAUUCACUGCAGGUCUUCAGUAUUUCAGUUUAAAAUAUCUGGCCCAUUUUGCUCAUAAUUUUUGAAUACAUUGCUGUUAAAUGAUGCGAUUGAGAUAAUGCCAGCGUUCAUAUUUUUUCGUUUUUAUAUUAAAGAAAACAUUUGUUAUGAUUUUCUUGAAUGUGGCUCAAGAAAAUCGAGACUUUUAUUUUGAAAUGUGAUUGGCAGAAGCGUGGUCUGGAGAGACAACCACAGCCAUUACAAACUUUUCCCUUGUAAAUAGUUUAUUCUUAUUUUUGCGAUGAUUAGAAUCGAAGUUAAAAGUAUUUGUAUAUGUGAAACGUUUACGUAGUUAACAUUAGACAAGUUUAUUUUAGGUUUAAACAUGUUUCGUCAGGCUGUUAAGAAACUAGAUUCUUUCAUGCCAGAUGCUGACAAACAACUUGUGGCAACAGCGAUGUCCACAAUUAAAUGUGUGGUAGUUGGAGAUGAAGCUGUGGGUAAAACCUGCCUUUUGGUGUCAUUUACAAACAAGUUCCCAUCAGAACCAACAGUGUUCAACACCCAAUCUGUGACUGUAAUGAUGGGUGGUGAGCCGUACACCAUUAGAUUAUUUAAUGCUGCAGGUCAAGAUCAAUUACGGCCCCUUAACUAUCCCCAAACAGACGUCUUCUUAGUUUGCUUCUCUGUAGUUUCUCUUUCCUCGUUUGAGAAUGUGAAAGAAAAGUGGGUGCCUGAGAUAACCUUUUACGCACCCAAAACCCCUUUUCUGCUGGUUGGAACUCAGAUCGACCUACGAGAUGAUCCUGUGACCGUUGCAAGGCUUGCAAAAAACAAACAAAAACCAAUCAAACCAGAGGCGGCGGAAAAAUUAGCCAGAGAGUUAAAGGCAGUGAAGUAUGUCGAAUGCUCUGCUUUAACACUGAAAGGACUGAAGAAUGUAUUUGAUGAGGCGAUAUUAGCAGCACUACAGCCUUCAGGGUCCCAGAACACAUGCAAAUGUGUCAUCACAUGAGCUGGACAAAGAUUAAAUUUCAGAAAUGUUUCUGAGUGUGAACCAACAUGAUCUUUUUAUUUUUCUACAGGCUUUCAUCUAACAGGUGCUUUGACUUUAUUGUUUAUUCUACCGUUGUUUCCUGGUCAUAUGAUGAUUUGUGUGUAGCUUCUACUCUCUGUUGUGAAACCACAGCCUUCAGGUUUCAGAAGGAUUCAGAUAUUAGAGGGAAUUAGGGGUAAGUUGCACCACUUUUUAUUUAAAUGGAAAGUAAAGAAUUACAAUUAUAUUUGUAAGUGUUUAGUGUCUAUAUUUAUUUACAUUAUUUCUGGUAUUUAUAUUUUGAAGAAAACAAAGCUGUCGAAAUGUUAAUUGGUAUUUUGAUUUGAGUCACUGUCUGGACUUGCAAUAUCUGAAAAAAUAAAUGUAUUUUAAUUAUAAAGGAGAGUUAGAGACUAAUAAUGUGAAACAUUUUUUAAAGAAUGAUUUAUAGAAGGCAUCUACUAAAAUGUAAACACUUUACACGACAGUAACUAUUGUCUGUCAUAUUAAGAACAAGAGUCUUUUGAUGAAAUUUAAGAAUCACAGUGCAGCUUUAUAAUACUCAUUAAGUGUCAUUUAAAUCUUUUUACUUUGUCCUUCAAGCCACUAGCUUUGUUAGCAAGAUUUUAGUAAGCACAAGUCUGACUUUCACAGGUUUCAUUUUGUCAUGAAUAUAUCCGUUCAGCCAACUGACAAUGAACCUUCGAAAUGUUGAUUGAGUUAACUGAAACUUGCAUUUAGUAAGUGUAUAAAACUACUUUGGAAAUAAAACAUUUGAUACAGACACCAUAAGGAUCUUGUGUUGAACUCACAGGUUUUAUACAUUGCCUGUUAACCAGCAAAGCAUAACACAAGCAGGUUAAGUAUAGCUUGGCUUUUAUUGUUGAAUGCAACAUCACUUACUCAGUAACUUUGAGACAUUUAUUGCACUUCAAUAUAUAUUUCACUGCAAAAAGAAAAUUUACUAACUGUUUAUUUGCUUCUGUACAGUAUGUCCCUUCCAGUUUCUUUAUUCUGUUUAACACAAAAGGUAUCCGGAAGAAAGCUAAAAACCCAGUUCAAAAUUCCAAAAAACCAAACACUAUCAAAAGUCAAUGGUUACAGGCUUCCAAAAUAUCUUCUUUUUGUGUUCUUCAUUUAAACAGGUUUUAAACAAGUGAAUGGUGAGUAAAUGAUGACAGAAUUUCCUAACUAUUUAAAAAAUAUAUUAUAUGUCAUGUGUUUAUUUAUAUGUCAGAUGUGUCAUAUGUUUAUAAUGGCAAAAUAUCUGAAUACGUAUAAAACUUUUUAAGCUUUA
This is a messenger RNA of Danio rerio (zebrafish), 2412 nucleotides long. The record is from RefSeq and is a predicted model, not a curated record. Lineage: Eukaryota; Metazoa; Chordata; Actinopteri; Cypriniformes; Danionidae.